Molecule: messenger RNA, 1473 nt
Organism: Exophiala oligosperma
Lineage: Eukaryota; Fungi; Ascomycota; Eurotiomycetes; Chaetothyriales; Herpotrichiellaceae
Exons: 6
Coding region: 1-1473 (490 amino acids)
Biological process (GO): transmembrane transport
Cellular component (GO): membrane
Molecular function (GO): transmembrane transporter activity
Source: RefSeq, a predicted model, not a curated record
AUGUCGAACAAUUCACAAAAUGACCUAGGGGUGACCGAAACAAAGGUCGUCCACCACCCGCAAGAAGUGGACGACGCCGCCGCCGAUGCUAAAGACAACCUCGGCGUCAUCGGGAUCGACGAGUUCCGAAACUUGAAACGGACCUUGUCGAUGCUGGGCAUCGUCGUCGUGUCUUUCGACCUCACAAACAGUUGGAUCGGCAUCGCCACCAGUCUGGCCAUCGCCAUCGCGCCUGGGGGCACGGUGACGCUGCUGUACGGCGUCAUCUUGGUCUCGGUCACGUUCCUCACCAACGGGGCGACCCUGGCCGAGCUCGCAUCCGUGUACCCGACCGCUGGAGGUCAGUACCAUUUCACCUCGAUCCUGGCUCCGUCGAGUAUUCUGCUGGCGGUGGUCAUCCAGUUCACGGAAGAUUACACCCCAGAGACCUGGCACUAUUUUUUGUUGUAUCAAGCUAUCAACAUCAUGGUCCUCUUGUACAACGUGUACCUGAUCAAGAAGACCACCUGGAUCUAUGACAUAGGCUUCUUUUGGACUUUGGCAUUUUUUGUCAUCAUCACACUAACAUGUGUAGCCAUAUCAAGCCCCAAACAAUCCUCCUCCAGCGUUUGGACCAUCUUCGAGAACAACUCGGGCUGGUCAGACGGAAUCUCAUUCCUCACCGGCACAUCGACUCCACAAUACAUGUUUGUCGGCAUCGAUGCGUCACUUCAUUUGGCAGAGGAGUGCUUGGAUGCCGCUAGGAUAGUACCCAAGGCUGUCAUGAGUGUGGUGGGGAUUGGAUUUGUUACGGCCUUUGCGUACGCCAUUGCCGUCUCAUACAGUUUGAAUGAUUUGGCCACCAUCAUCUUAACAAAGACAGGAUUUCCGACAUACGAGUUGUGGAUCCAAGCGACAAGGUCAGAGGCUGCGGCGACAGUAUUCAUGGCCGCGCUCAUGGUGGCCAUGCCCAUCAGACUCAAUGCCAUGCAGCAAACCACAUCUCGUCUGACAUGGGCAUUGGCACGAGACGAUGCCCUGAUAUUGUCCACUUAUUUGUCAAGGGUGCAUCCCGACUUGAAUGUCCCGGUCCAGGCUCUGCUCUUCAACGCGGCUGUUGUGCUUUUGACCGGCUGUCUGUAUAUGGCAUCCACCACAGCAUUCAAUGCAUUCAUUGCGACGUGCGACAUUCUUCAGCAGAUAUCUUUCGGCAUUCCUGCGGCGCUCUUGCUUUACCAGCGACGCCCAGAGCAUCUUCUACCCCGGGCGAGAAGCUUCAGGCUGCCGAAAGCCCUCGGCUAUGUGGCAAACAGUGCUUGUGUUCUGUGGAGCCUCAUCACCACCGUCUUUUACCUUUUUCCAGCUAUUAGACCGGUGACCACCUCAAAUAUGAAUUAUGCGGUGGUAGUGAUUGGAAUCAUGUGCAUAUUUGGGCUGUUGAACUGGUUUUUCCACGCGCGAAAUGCGUACCAUGGCCCGCGCAUUGAAUAUUGA